Molecule: messenger RNA, 11159 nt
Organism: Coregonus sp. 'balchen'
Lineage: Eukaryota; Metazoa; Chordata; Actinopteri; Salmoniformes; Salmonidae
Source: the annotation of a GenBank genome assembly
CAGCCUGCCACGGCCCUCCUGUGGGCCCCAACCCAUCGCUUGGGAACCACUGAGUUGGAGGAGAAUAACAGUGUGGAGGAGAGGAUGGGCAGCAAGAGUACCAGCCCCUCCAGAGACUCAGACACUGAGACGACUCAGAGAGAGGAGAGAAACAACACUGGGACUGCCUCAGGUAGCCUACAGCACUCAGCACAUAGCACACGUCUCACUGAGACGACUCAGAGAGAGGAGAGAAACAACACUGGGACUGCCUCAGGUAGCCUACAGCACUCAGCACAUAGCACACGUCUCCUUCAGUACUGUAUGUGUAUUAUACGGGACAUACAGUGCCUUCGGAAAGUAUUCACACCCCUUGACUUUUUCCACAUUUUGUUACCUUACAGCCUUAUUCUAAAAUGGAUUUAAAAAAUAAUAAUCCUCAGCAAUCUACACACAAUACCCCAUAAUAACAAAGCGAAAACAGGUUUUAAGAAAUGUUAGCAAAUGUAUUACAAAUAAAAAACAGAAAUAACUUAUUUACGUAAGUAUUCAGACCCUUUGCUGUCAGACUUGAAAUUGAGCUCAGGUGAAUCCUGUUUCCAUUGAUCAUGCUUGAGAUGUUUCUACAACUUGAUUGGAGUCCACCUGUGGUAAAUUCAAUUGAUUGCACAUGAUUUGGAAAGGCACACACCUGUCUAUAAUAAGUCCCACAGUUGACAGUGCAUGUCAGAGCAAAAACCAAGCCAUGAGGUCGAAGGAAUUGUCCGUAGAGCUCUGAGACAGGAUUGUGUCGAGGUACAGAUCUGGGGAAGGGUACCAAAAAAUGUCUGCAGCAUUGAAGGUCCCCAAGAACACAGUGGCCUACAUCAUUCUUAAAUGGAAGAAGUUUGGAACCACCAAGACUCAUUAUAGAGCUGGCCACCCGGCCAAACUGAACAAUCUGGGGAGAAGGGCCUUGGUCAGGUAGGUGACCAAGAACCCGAUGGUCACUCUGACAGAACUCUAGAGUUCCUCUGUGGAGAUGGGAGAAACUUCCAGAAGGACAACCAUCUCUGCAGCACUCCACCAAUCACGCCUUUAUGGUAGAGUGGCCAGACGGAAGCCACUCCUCAGUUAAAGGCACAUGACAGCCCGCUUGGAGUUUGCCAAAAGGCACCUAAAGACUCUGACCAUGAGAAACAAGUUUUUCUGGUCUGAUGAAACCAAGAUUGAACUCUUUGGCCUGAAUGCCAAGAGUCACGUCUGGACGAAACCUGGCACCAUCCCUACGGUGAAACAUGGUGCUGGCAGCAUCAUGCUGUGGGGAUGUUUUUCAGCGGCAGGGACUGGGAGACUAGUCAGGAUUGAGGCAAAGAUGAACAAAGCAAAGUACAGAGAGAUCCUUGAUGAAAACCUGCUCCAGAGCGCUCAGGACCUCAGACUGGGGGCAAAUGUUCACCUUCCAACAGGACAACCCUAAGCACACAGCCAAGACAACGCAGGACUGGCUUCGGGACAAGUCUCUGAAUGUCCUUGAGUGGCCCAGCCAGAGCCCGGACUUGAACCCAAUUGAACAUCUCUGGAAAGACCUGAAAAUAGCUGUGCAGCAACGCUCCCCAUCCAACCUGACAGAGCUUGAGAGGAUCUGCAGAGAGGAAUGGAAGAAACUCCCCAAAUACAGGUGUGCCAAGCUUGUAGUGUCAUACCCAAGAAGACUUGAGGCUGUAAUCGCUGCCAAAGGUGCUUCAACAAAGUACUGAGUAAAGGGUCUGAAUACUUAUGUAAAUGUAAUAUUUCCGUUUUAUUUGUAAUAAAUGUGCAAAAAUGUCUAAAACCUGUUUUUGCAUUGUCAUUAUGGGCUAUUGUUUGUAGAUUGAUGAGGGAAAAAAACAAUUUAAUCAAUUUUAGAAUAAGGCUUUUAUGUAACAAAAUGUGGAAAAAGUCAAGGGGUCUGAAUAUUUUCUGAAUGCACUGUAUUUACAGUGUAGUAUGUUUGCGUCACCUACCUAAGCUGUUUCAAAAGACAAGCACAAAUUUGAUCUUUGCGACUAGAGCACUAGAUUGUCCUUACUCUUUAUGGCUGCCAUGAUAAGACCUUAAGAGUAGCCUCAAAAUGUUACAUCUAACAGAUUAUUUUAAAAUGUUACACCCAUAUAUUCUACUACAUGCCUUUUAAAAUGUUACACCCAUACAUUCUACUACAUGCCUUUUAAAAUGUUACACCCAUAUAUUCUACUACAUGCCUUUUAAAAUGUUACACCCAUAUAUUCUACUACAUGCCUUUUAAAAUGUUACACCUAUUAAUUCUACUACAUCUCUAUUCAUCAACUGUGCAUUGCACAUGACAUUGUGUGUGCUUUCAGGAAGUGGCCCCAGAGGCCCCCCAGGCCCCAGCCCUGACCUGCUAGCCUCACUACAGUCUCUGGGAGAACACAAUGACCACACACUGCUGCCACAGUCUCUACACCAGGUGUGUGUGUGUGUGUGUGUGUGUUUUCACCCUCACAAGCAGAAGUCCUCUGUGGAUUGGUCCUCUGUGGAUUGGCUGAUUGUGUUUUGUAUCAUCCUCUUCUGUCACCAAUGUUUUGCCUCUGAAACAUCUUGCCUUUCCCUUCUGGUUUCUUUUCAUUUGUAGGGAGCAAAAUCAAGCUUGAAGAAUUGUAAUCAUUACAUUUGACAUUUUAGUCAUUUAGCAGAUGACUACAUUAGUGCAUUACUCUUUAGAUAGCUAGGUGAGACAACAACAUAUAAUCGUAGUAAGCACAUUUUCCCUCAGUAAAGUAGUUAUCAGCAAAGUCAGUGCCGGUAGGAAAAGACUAGUGCAUUUUUAAAAGAUUCUCAGUGGGAUUUAUUUCAGAUACUCUUUGAUGCCCCUUAUCUGUACACUGUUCUAAUCUUAUUCUGUUACAGCGUUGGCCCUCAUAGUUCUGUAAUAGCCUUGUAGUUGUUUUUGUUUCUUUGCCAAUUCUGGUCAUCAUGGAACAAAGAGCCAGCUAUGAUUUAGACGCCCAAAGAAAGGACAGGCAACACUGAUACACUGAGGCUGCAUCCCAAAUGGCACCCUAUUCCCUACAUAUGGCCAUUCCAUAUGGGCCCUGGUCAAAAGUUGCGCACUAUACAGGGAACAGGGUGCCAUUUGGGAUGGGCCCCUUAUACACUGAUACAGAAGAAAGGGUUGCUCUGUGAUCAAACUGGUACAAUCAGUGGAGCAUUGGCAGAAUAACUGGCCAAGAGAAGUAAACUCCUUGUAAACAGGCACUGACCUCUAUAGGAAAUGUCAUGGCAUCUUGAGUAUGUGUGUCGCUCUACAGAGUUGAGGCAGGGGCGGGCAGAGUUGUUUUGAGUUCUGCUGUGCGUCAUGUUAUAAGUGAAACUGAGACACAGUGGCUUGUUAUUCACCUCGUGACAUCUGAGUCCCACCUUGAGUCUUUUCCCCCUAUACUUUCCUAUACUUUAUUUCCAAGCACGAGAAUAUCUAUUCUAGUCUGCAGCUAAAGCAAGCACACCAUUUUUCUUCAGCAAAAACCGUUCUAAUUAAAUUAAAUUAAUUACUUUCUAAAGUAACCUUUCUAGUUAAUGUAUUUCCUUUAUGUAAGAUAUUGAGAACACAUUCUCUUUUUAAGUAAGGCCCUGGCAUACAGUACUGAAGUCUGAUUCUGAGUGAGUGAUCCAAGUAACAGAAUAAGCAGGUCGGUUUGUAAUGUUUUUAUUCUCUCUCUCUCUCUCGCUCUCUCUCUCUCUCUCUCUCUCUCUCUCUCGCUCUCUCUCUCUCUCUGUCUGUCUCUCUCUCUCUCUCUGUCUCUCUGUCUCUCUGUCUGUCUCUCUCUCUCUCUCUCUCUCUCUCUCUCUCUCUCUCUCUGUCUCUCUGUCUCUGUCUCUGUCUUGUUCUUCACAGAUAGCAGAGGCCUACUCCCUGGAUGAGGACUGUAUCCUUUCCAUCACUUAUUGCUAAUACUUAUCUCCACUUUGUCUUUUGUUUUAAUAGAGCUGUUGAAUAGCAGUGUUUUUCUUUCGAAGCUUUGGGGACUGUGGUGCCACUGUGGGGACUGACUGAAGGAAAGUAAAACAGUGUUUUUGCAGUGUUUCUUAAUCUCUCGUGGACAGAUUCUUGAGGACAGACGAAACGGCGAGAAUCUGUUAAGGCUCACAUAGAAUUAUGUGAUUACGAGCAGCAGCAGUUCCUGAUUUUGGGUUUUAUUAAUUGAUUAUUUGAACGAAUCAGGAUUGGGCGAAGGCGGUGCUUGUGCAGAGGUUUUCAAGCAGAUGUGGAUGAUAAACGGUUUCCACUAGAUUCCACAGACACAAAGUCAAAAUUGGCUGUAUCGUAAAAAUUCAUGAAAACAAAAAUGUCCCCUUUUGGCCAUUAUGAACACAGGUGAAAUUAGCAGAAGGGAGGGGUUUGGCCAUUAUGAACACCGGUGAAAUUAGCAGAAGGGAGGGGUUUGUCCUAGAAUUUCCAUUUUAGAGGGAGGAGACUUCGCUUCCUUCCUUUGCACAAAGGUAAUCACAGUUGUUAACGGCAUUUCCCCCAGAAGUAAAAUAGGAAAUGACAAACUUUCGCGAAAGAAUUUGACCUCUGGGUAACCGAGAUUAAGUGUUUCCAGGUGUGCUGGGCAGAGAGGAAUAUGAAUGUUUAGUUUCUGAGUUUCUAUAGGUGGGGUAUUUUCUUGUGUGGCGAGGUUGUUAGUAUUUGGCCUGUUCUGUCAUGGGUGGAUUUCCCUUGGUCCCUUGCAGUUUCCUCUGGAGUCUACUAGCUGGAGUCUACUCUGUCACUCUGUUUGUGAUGUUACCAUAGUAACUGGGCCCUGCGGUAUAGAGAUAAUUGUGUGUGGGUGUGGCUGUGUCCAGAGACAUAGGGUGCAUGUCAAAUGGCACCCUAUUCCCUAAGAUGCAACCAUAGUGGUGGUUUAUUUUUGGGAGGAUUGGGUGUGGAAGUUGGGGGGAGAGAAAUGUGUUCUACUGGAAGUAAUCCAAUUCAUUCCCAUUGAAAUAAGAAUCUCACACACACACACACACACACACACACACACACACACACACACACACACACACACACACACACACACACACACACACACACACACAGAGUAAAACACAGAGUAAAACACAGUCAACUGCAAAAUAGUAAAGUACACUACCGGUCAAAAGUUUGGACACCUACUCAUUCAAGGGCUUUUCUUUAUAUAUAUAUUUUUUUACAUUGUAUAAUAAUAGUGAAGACAUCAAAACUAUGAAAUAACACAUAUGGAAUCAUGUAGUAACCAAAAAAGUGUUAAACAAAUCAAAAUAUAUUUUAUAUUUGAGAUUCUUCAAAUAGCCACCCUUUGCCUUGAUGACAGCUUUGCACACUCUUGGCAUUCUCUCAACCAGCUUCAUGAGGUAGUCACCUGGAAUGCAUUUCAAUUAACAGGUGUGCCUUCUUAAAAGUUAAUUUGUGGAUUCUUUUUCCUUCUUAAUGCAUUUGACCCAAUCAGUUGUGAUGUGACAAGGUAGGGGGGGUAUACAGAAGAUAGCCCUAUUUGGUGAAAGACCAAGUCCAUAUUAUGGCAAGAACAGCUCAAAUAAGCAAAGAGAAACGACAGUCCAUCAUUACUUUAAGACAUGAAGGUCAGUCAAUAUGGAAAAUGUCAAGAACUUUGAAAGUUUCUUCAAGUGCAGUCGCAAAAAUCAUCAAGCGCAAUGAACAAAACUGGCUCGCAGGAGGACCGCCACAGGAAUGGAAGACCCAGAGUUACCUCUGCUGCAGAGGAUAAAGAAGAGACCUGCUUGGGCCAAGAAACACGAGCAAUAGACAUUAGACCGGUGGAAAUUUGUCCUUUGGUCUGGAGUCCAAAUUGGAGAUGUUUGGUUCAAACCGCCGUGUCUUUGUGAGACGCGGUGUGGGUGAACAGAUGAUCUCCGCAUGUGUAGUGCCCACCGUAAAGCAUGGAGGAGGAGGUGUUAUGAUGUGGGGGUGCUUUGCUGGUGAUACUGUUUGUGAUUUAUUUAGAAUUCAAGGCACACCUAACCAGCAUGGCUACCACAGCAUUCUGCAGCGAUUCGCCAUCCCAUCUGGUUUGGGCGUAGUGGGACUAUCAUUUGUUUUUCAACAGGAUAAUGACCCAACACACCACCGGGCUGUAUAAGGGCUAUUUUACCAAGAAGGAGAGUGAUGGAGUGCUGCAUCAGAUGACCUGGCCUCCACAAUCCCCCGACCUCAACCCAAUUGAGAUGGUUUGGGAUGAGUCGGACGGCAGAGUGAAGGAAAAGCAGCCAACAAGUGCUCAGCAUAUGUGGGAACUCCUUCAAGACUGUUGGAAAAGCAUUCCAGGUGAAGCUGGUUGAGAGAAUGCCAAGAGUGUGCAAAGCUGUCAUCAAGGCAAAGGGUGGCUAUUUGAAGAAUCUCAAAUCUCAAAUAUAUUUGGAUUUGUUUAACACUUUUUUGGUUACUACUUAAUUCCAUAUGUGUUAUUUCAUAGUUUUGAUGUCUUCACUAUUAUUCUUCAAUGUAGAAAAUAGUAAAAAUAAAGAAAAACCCUUGAAUGAGUAGGUGUGUCCAAGCUUUUGACUGGUACUGUACAUAUUCUGGUCAUAUAUAUUUUUUAUUGAGCAGCAGAACAUGCCCUGGAGUAGCUUCAAAAUUCCAGUAUUUGUUUAUAGCGUCAUCCAUUUUAUCUGAAUUCUGUGGUUUUCGCACAAGUGUGGCAGCUCAGUGAUGUCAUCUUCAAAACACCAGAUGCUGUAUAUAUUUGUCAGAAGUUUGUUUAUAUGAUCCUGUCUUUUGAAUCCCAGAGUUGACAGCUUCAGGGACAGCUGUUAUUGGCUGUUGGGGUGUCUGGUUUCCUUAACUGCUAAUGGUUAUCAGACCAGUGGGCGGUGCAGUUCCUGCAGCUGGAGAAACUGUACCAUGAGCGCCUCCUGUCCAACCUCGCUGCCCUGCAGGAGGACUGGGGUACUGCACUCUACUCCACACAUCUGUUCUGUCACUGCAGCCUGAAGUCCUGAACCCAUGACUGACUAAAUAUAACCAUGUCAUUCUUCCAAUUCCACUGUGUGUGUGUAUGUGUCUGUGUGUGUGUGUGUUAAUCUUAACCUGUGUGCUUCCAGAGAGCCAGUGGAGAGAGCGUAACAGAGCAGCAGACAGCCCCUCCCAAGCUGAGACCAACAGCAUUGGACAGGAGAACAUAGAGAUGCUGCGACAGAUCUGCAGGACGCACCAGAGGUGAGAUAGAUACUGGUGGACCAUGACAUACUGAUGUAGCAUAGUGCUGUUCUAGAACUGGGACUAAAUGCACAAUCACUUGGACAGUGAGUUGCAGCAACGGUACUGAUUGUGGCAGUAGACGGGAAAGCAAAGCAUGCCUAUUUACUUUAGUUUGUCACAUUCUGUCACCACCCACAAUAGUAACUCUCCAUAUGGGGAUCAAAGGAAUUUGAACAACAAACACUGUCUGCAUUUAAAUGCAUAUUUUAAUUAAAACAUGAUUUAUUAGCUAAAGUCAUAAUAUGUGAGAUCAUACCCUAUAUUUGAACUUUGAACAUAAGCAUUCUACUCUAGACAUGAAACAACACCUUAAUUAACUAACGCUCAUUUAAUUAUCAAAUAUUUCUCCUUACUUACUCUACUAAGCUUUAGACUCAGAUAUGUUUUCAGUCACAGAACCCCGCCCAUGUCUCUUGGUAUGUUAGUAGGGUCGUUCCACUAAAUGAGUGCCUUUUGCGUCCCUUUGGUACUUCAAGUAGAAAUUGUGCACAAAUAUAACAUUUUGAAAGCCUGUAUUAUUAAAUGAAGUGUCCUUUUAAAAUAGACCACAUGGAAAAUUCAAUAAAUCUGAUUUUGAAUAUCAAUGAAGACUUGCUAAAGUGCCACAAUUGUCCCUCUGUGCAUCCCCUGUGACUUCUAGGAAGAUUUUAACCCAUGUAACCCUAACAUUUUUCUAAGUUUUCACCAAUAUUAUAAAGCCCUAGUCAUUUCUGAAGAUUAUUAUUUAUUUCAUGUGAUUAGUGAUUCAUUUUAAGGAAAAAAACAACAACCUGUCCCUCAUUUUAAGUUCAACCCUGUUACGUGAACUGAACUUCCUUUUUAAUAUCGUGAAACUAUUCAUUUUCGAUGUUUUUUUCAAAAAAAACAUUGAACAUCUAAUAGUCAAAUCAUAGUGUAAAAGCAGGUGAGCAGGUUCUACUCUUUUUUUGGUUACCCAAAGAUAGAAAGUCUAGAAAUGUUUAAAAAAAAAUUUGGGGGGGUGAAGCAUGCAUUCAAUUGCCCCUCCCUGUUGCACACAACAAGUGUCCAUUCCCCCUGUCACAAGGGGAUUUAUGGCUGAUUUACAGUAAGAUUAAACUACUCAAAAGGCACCUAAUUGGUUGAACGACCCAGUAGCUUGUGGCAAUUUGAUGUAGAUUGAUUUAGCUUUAACAUUUUAAAAUAAAAUGGCUUCAAAACAUCAACUUACCCAAUCUGACCUCUCCUCUCCUCUCCUCUCCUCUCCUCUCCUCUCCUCUCCUCUCCCUCUCCCUCUCCCUCUCUCUCUCUCCCUCCCCCGUAAUAGACCAAUGCUUAGUGCGGAAAUGGUAAGAAAAUACAUAGCACUACACACCACCCUUUUGAUCAUGUUUCUUAGUCCAUCACAUAAGAUUAGUGUUUUUGUGACAUGGCAUUCAUGACAGAUCUGUUUUUUUCCAGAGCAUGGCAGACACGGUGCUGAAAGACAGCCACAACACCAGGGGGCAGUGUGAUGGGAGAGAGAGAGAAAGGUCACCAUCCCACCAUGGAAAAGGUCAACACAAAACCCAUCAGAUGAAUUCCUAAAUCAAUAUUAUAGAAUGGCCACUUGAGGUUGAUGAUAUCGUCCACUUUGUUCACUGGAAGUUUGGUUCUAAUCGAUAAGGGCUCAUAAUAUGGAAUCUGAUGCCAGAUGAUGCUUCCAUACUGUCUCAGCUAUAUCUACUAUUAGUGUGUGUUAGUGUGUGUCUAUCUAUGGUGAAGCCAGGUGAUGGAUCACACACACCACACCGAAUGUCCAUCUGCUGUUCAUCUGCUCUUCAUCUGCUGUUCGUUCACUGUUCGUUCGGCGCGGUGUGUUUUAAGGACCACCCUGCCGGUGGCCGUCUGACUGAUUACAUUUUCGUUCGAUUCUACAUGUAGAACCGGUUUGCACUCGGUUUGCAAAUUACGUCCGACACUCUGUUCAGAGGUGCUGAGUACUCUUGGCUGGCAAAUGCUACUGGUGUGUCCGUGCUUUAAGCAACACUUCUCUUGUCUGCAGUCAGAGUCAACAACCCUGUGAGACAGAGUGAGGAGGAUGUUGAGCAGACCACGUCAUCAGCUGUCCCUGACAUGGCUGAGGAGGAGGGAGGAGAGGAGGAGGGAGAGCGAGGAAAGGAAGAGAUGGCGGAGGAAGGGCAAGGGGUGGAUGAAGAGGAGGUGUUUGAGGAGAGUCCAGAAGAGGAGGUGCAGGUGGUGGAGUGGCCAGCGGGGGUUCCCCAAGCCUCAGCCAAAGACCUGGUCAAACUGUCUCAAGUGGAGGAGGUGAGAAAACACUGUGAUAGAGACAUAAACGGCCUCAUAACAUUAACGGCCUCAUGUUUACCGCCUUAUCUCUCUCUCUCAGUUAUCUUCUCUCGUUCUCCUCUCUCUCUCUCUCUCUCUCUCUCUCUCUCUCUCUCCUCUCUCUCUCUCUCUCUCUCUCUCUCUCUCUCUCUCUCUCUCUCUCUCUCUCUCUCUCUCUCUCUCUCUCUCUCUCUCAGUUAUCUUCUCUUGUUCUCUCGCUCUCGCUCUCGCUCUCGCUCUCUUUCUCUUUCUCUUUCUCUGUCUCUGUCUCUGUCUUUCUUUCUCUGUAUUUCUUUCUCUGUCUUGUUUGGGAGGGGACACACAUUUUGGAUUGACACACAGCCCUGGACAGGCUCAAGGGAGCCCGGAGAAGUCUUGGUAGAGGAGCUGGGUCUGUAAUCGGAAUUGGCUGUGUUUGUUACUUCAUUCCAUGUGCUGAGCCACACCAAGCGACGUGGCCAUGGGUGGAACUCUGUGAGAUUUGAGGACAGGACACAGAGGCUAUGAUGUCAUUAAAGGGCCACAACAGACGCCUGUAGAACAAAUAGCUCACAUACAGGUCCUGCUAAAUAAAUCAGACAAUGGUUUUGACAAUGACGUCCUGAAAUUACAAAAUAUUAGAAGCUUUUUUAAACCUCGAAUACAGUUUGCAUUUCCUGCAACAACAGGGUGAUCAAAUAAAGAUCCUACAUCUGUGCAUCAUUGCAGUUUGUUGUGCAAACAUACAAUUAAUUUCACCUCUAGGUGGCGUUAUUUCCAAUACAGAGCACUACUUUUGACCUGGUCAAUAUAGUGAACAUGGUGCCAUUUCAGAUAUAGCCUGGGAUUUUCCGUCUAUUCCCUGUAAUAAUACCACUCAUUCCCACCACUCUGCUCCCCUCCAGAGCUCCUCACCAGAUGGCCUGGUGUCCAUUCUAAAGAGGAGGAGGGCGUCGUUAGAUGGCCUGCCCCCCGAGGGUCCCGAUGCAGCCAAACAGAACUCCAAACGCAAGGUCCGCUUCAGCGAGCCAGAGGAUGGCAUGGAGCCAGGUAUGGAUCAGCCCAAAAACAACCUCUGUCUUCACACACACACAUUUUAGCAGACGCUCUUAUCCAGAGCGACUUACAGUAGUGAGUGAAUACAUUUUCAUACUGGUCCCCCGUGGGAAUCGAACCCACAACCCUGGCGUUGCAAGAGACACGCUCUACCAACUGAGCCACACGGGGACCCCCCCCACACACACACACACACGCACACACACACACACAGUCUAUACAAGCUAUACUUAUUAUACAUGAACUCUUAUAUCUUCAAUAAAAACAUAAUAAUGUCAAUGUAAAUGUAUGAUAAUAGCAUUGUAGUAACACCUCACACCAUCUGUGUUUACCAUCUGCACCACGUACCAUUAUCUGUGUUUACCAUCUGCACCAUGUACCAUUAUCUUGUUCAAAAUAUUAAUCUGUAUUUUUUUUUCUCUGUGCAGACGAGGUGGGCGUAGACUCGUUUUUGAUCCUGCUGUUGUUGUGCCUGGUAACCGUGGUGAUCAGUCUGGGCGGGACAGCUCUGUACUGCACCCUAGUGGACACAUACAGUAGCAUCUGCAUUGACUUCUCUCACAAUGUAGACUUUUAUGUUGUGCACAUACAACGCUUCCUGGACAGGCUCAAACACUGGCUGCCCAUACGAUCAUAG